Messenger RNA from Zymoseptoria tritici IPO323, 828 nucleotides. It is a transcript of the gene MgSPR4, whose product is annotated as subtilase. The transcript has 2 exons. Gene Ontology annotation, biological process: proteolysis. Gene Ontology annotation, molecular function: serine-type endopeptidase activity. The record is from RefSeq and is a predicted model, not a curated record. NCBI's taxonomy places the organism in Eukaryota, Fungi, Ascomycota, Dothideomycetes, Mycosphaerellales, Mycosphaerellaceae. The coding region runs from base 1 to 828 and encodes 275 amino acids.
AUGCCUACCUUCUCCAGCACCCUCAUCCCUCUCCUCCUCCCGGCGGUCACCUUCGCCGUCCCGACCAUUAUCCGCACUCAGUCCACCGAGACCAUCCCAAACUCCUGGAUCGCCCGCCUCGUCCCAGAUGCCGGCCUGCCCGAUGCUCUCAGCUCCGUCUUCUCCACCGCAGGUAUCGAGUCCAAGCUAAACUACACCAUCGGCUCCGUGACAGGUUUUGCUUUCGAUGGUGACGAUGCUGUCCUCGACGCUCUACAAAGCCUCGGCGAGAUCGAACACGUCGAACCAGACGUGAUCAUGCGAGCGAGCGUGCCGAUCGGAUUCUUCGAUCCUCCUGUCUACAGGCCCAGCGUUGUCAAUGGGACGAACACCACGGCUCCCAGCAACAGUAGCAGCGACUUGGUGACGCAAGAGAACAGCACUUGGGGCCUGGCCAGGAUCAGUCACAAAGACGCGGGAGCAUCGGACUACGUUUACGACGCUUCGGCCGGCGAGGGCACCUUUGUUUACAUCAUCGACACAGGCAUCAACUCUGCACACGAAGAAUUUGCUGGCGGGAGAGCCGUGCUCGGCCAAUCCUUCGUCGAUGACUCCGACGGCGAAGACGACCAAGGUCACGGCACGCACUGCGCGGGUAUGGUCGGUGGAACAACAUACGGCGUCGCCAAAAACACAACAAUAAUAGCCAUCAAAGUCCUCGACGCCUCGGGCUCAGGCUCCACCUCCACGGUCCUCAAAGACGGCGAAUGUGUUGGUGCAGAACGGGAGUGGCUUGUAGAUAUUGGGGUGGGAGGGAAGGGCUGCUGGACGGCUUCUGGGGGAUAUUGA